Messenger RNA from Fusarium poae, 1203 nucleotides. RefSeq lists its product as uncharacterized. The transcript has 2 exons. Gene Ontology annotation, molecular function: heme binding; iron ion binding; monooxygenase activity. The record is from RefSeq and is a predicted model, not a curated record. NCBI's taxonomy places the organism in Eukaryota, Fungi, Ascomycota, Sordariomycetes, Hypocreales, Nectriaceae. Bases 1 to 1203 code for a protein of 400 amino acids.
AUGGAUCGAGUUCUCUCGCGUCAUGUUAACGACACUGGUCUUGCUCAAGUACUCGUCUAUGUUGGUCCUCGUCUUUUUGGACUCAAGAAGGAUACUAUUGACGCUGUGUUUGGGUAUAACCCCCAGCCUCUGCAUAAGCAAAAGUUUGGUCACGCCGAGAACAUUGUGUCUUUGAACCAGCGCUCGAGCACCAACAUUAGAGACCGGGUGGCGCUGAUGCCUGAGCUAAAUGAGCUUCAAAUCGGCCGCUGGGUCUUUGAGUUGACCGUUUCUGCUACGGCAAGUGCAGUAUGGGGAGUCAAGAAUCCUUGGAGCAUGGAUCAAGAGUUCUCUAAUGAGUUCAUUGAGACGUUUGACACCCUUGGAAGACCCUUUUCGUGGCUCACAGCUCACUCGGCCUGGAAUUCUCGCAAGUUUCUCCUCAAAAGACUUCGCGAAUUCCAUCUCCAGCACCGUGAAGCUCGUGUUCAAACCACUGGUCACAGCAUCAAUGUUGUGGCUCACAGUGACCCCAAUUGGGAGACCAACCCAGACUACUACCACAUCGAGAUGGUGUCAGCCCUGGGUCUUCUGGCUACUACCAGUACCCUCGCAGUCUGGCUUACUCGUCACCUCUUGACAGACCCUGAACUUAUCCAAGUCAUCCUCAAGGAAGUCCAGCAGGUCAAAUACGUUGAAGGAGAGGAUGAGGAUAAGCCACGAUUGGACUUUGCCAACGUUCGUUCUGAAUGUCCCUGGCUCAUGGCCUCAUGGUACGAGACUCUCCGUCUUCACAUGACAGGCGUCGCCAGAAUCGCUCGUCACGACUUCAUGCUCAACAUGCCCGGGUCUGAACCCAUUGCCGUUCCCCAAGGAGAGAUUUUUAUGCUUCCCAUGUGCGCAUCUAACUUGGAUGUUGAGAACUGGGGCCCUGAUGCUGCAGUCUUCAAAGCGUCGCGCUUCAUCGACAAGGAAGGUCAAGUUUCUGGCAGCGCUGUACGCAAGGUCAGGGCCUUUGGAGUCGCGGGAAACAUGUGCCCCGGUCGUGUGUUUGGAACGGACAUCAUCUUUUCUGUGAUCGGGACGAUGCUUCGGACGUUUGACAUUGAGGCUGCGCCUGGGGAGGAGUUUAGGGUUCCUACUCUGCGAGGAGGAUUCAAUGUUGGCUUUGAGAGGUAUGGAGAUGAUGUGAAAGUCUUGCUGAAGAGGAAACAUACUGCUUAG